UAACUCUUUCAUUCAAUCAUAUGCCUCUUGAUUUACAGUUGUUUGCGAAUUAGGGUUUCCGAUCGUUCAAUAGGGCAGCCAUGGGAGGAGGCAACGGCCAAAAAGCCAAGAUGGCACGUGAGAAGAACUUGGAGAAACAAAAAGCCUCCGGCAAAGGAAGUCAAUUGGAUUCGAACAAGAAAGCGAUGACGAUCCAGUGCAAGGUGUGCAUGCAGACAUUCAUGUGCACAACUUCAGAGGUGAAGUGCAGAGAACAUGCUGAAGCAAAGCACCCUAAAAGUGAUGUUAAUGUUUGCUUCCCUCAUCUUAAGAAGUGAUGGAGUUGGAAAAUAC
Molecule: messenger RNA, 333 nt
Organism: Pistacia vera
Lineage: Eukaryota; Viridiplantae; Streptophyta; Magnoliopsida; Sapindales; Anacardiaceae
Exons: 3
Coding region: 81-317 (78 amino acids)
Source: RefSeq, a predicted model, not a curated record